UCGAAAAGACGCUAGCAUUCCGGCUGGGAUGUCAUAAGAAUCAUCGAGAAGUACGGAUUCGAUGGUCUGGAUCUUGAUUGAGAGUUUCCGGUAUGCUGGGCGAUUGUAGCCGCGGUCCUCAGCAGGACAGCGAAAACUUCAUAGGACUUCUCGAAGAUCUCAGCGAGGCGUUCACAUCUCAAGGACUCCUUUUAUCCAUCGCGGCGAGCAAGAUCGUCGUCGACCGGGGCUACACCCGCAUCCCGCUAUUAGCGCGGCACGUGGAUUGGAUCGCCGUUUUGUUCAUUACGCUUUGUCGAGAGGGACGAAUGGGAUGCGGAGCCGCCUUUGGAACCUCUAACAAAAAUGAAGCUGCCAGUAUCAUAUAUAAUUAUUAGUCAUACUGUGACAGCAUUCUGUACCACGCUAUCAGAUUGUGCAUUCCAAGUGAGAUUUGUUCAGUAUACGCAUUUUAA
Messenger RNA from Temnothorax curvispinosus, 455 nucleotides. RefSeq names its product probable chitinase 10. The record is from RefSeq and is a predicted model, not a curated record. The transcript has 2 exons. The coding region runs from base 93 to 377 and encodes 94 amino acids. Lineage: Eukaryota; Metazoa; Arthropoda; Insecta; Hymenoptera; Formicidae.